Penicillium roqueforti is the source of this 555-nucleotide messenger RNA. RefSeq lists its product as uncharacterized. The coding region runs from base 1 to 555 and encodes 184 amino acids. The record is from RefSeq and is a predicted model, not a curated record. NCBI's taxonomy places the organism in Eukaryota, Fungi, Ascomycota, Eurotiomycetes, Eurotiales, Aspergillaceae. The transcript has 3 exons. Gene Ontology annotation, molecular function: long-chain fatty acid transmembrane transporter activity; long-chain fatty acid-CoA ligase activity.
AUGCCAAUGCCGUUCGUCAAAACCAAGGAAAUCCAUGACCAAGCCUGCCAAUACGCCCAUUUCUUCUUAUCACAGGGCGUGAAGAAAGGUGACCUCGUUGCCCUUUACCUCCAGAACAGCAACGAGUACAUUUUCGCAUGGAUCGGCCUCUGGAGCAUUGGCUGUGCCCCGGCCGCGAUCAAUUACAAUCUCACUGGCGACGCAUUGCUGCACUGUCUGAAGAUCAGUGGCGCGAAUAUUCUGCUCGUCGACGAAGAUGCCGACUGUCGUGCCCGCGUCGAUGAAAGCAACGACGCUAUUACACACAAUCUGGGAAUGAAGUCGAUGACCCUGGACAGCUCGCUAAAGGCGCAUAUCAACACUUUCCCAAUAACCCUCCCACCCAAGGAACUGAGCAAACAUGUGACCAGCGACUUCCCAGCGAUCCUCCUACACACCUCCGGCACCACGGGUAUGCCCAAGGGCUGUGCGUUCACAAUGUCCAGACUAUAUACCACUCUCUUCAUCCGACGUGCCCUGAUGGGAGACACGCCCGGCCCAGACGGCGAUCGCUGA